GGCCCUGGCUGCCUCGUCCGGACUUGGCGAGGACUUGGGAGGGACAGCCGCGCUGGGAGGUGGCUUAGCAGAGACUUUCCAGCAACUGCUGCCCAGGACUCUCUCUCCUCUCUCUCCCUUUUUUUCCUUUUUCUUUUUCCCAGGAGGCGGCGACGGCGGCGGCGUGGGGAGAGGAAGAGAAGGAAGCGUCUGCUGCUUGAGCCAAUGCAGCCCUUCGGUUCUCCGGGAGGAGCGUCUGUGCCCGGAUGAGUCUCCGCCGCGCGUCCCCAACUGUCCCCGGGCGGGAGUAGCGCACGGAGCCCAGCGCCGACGAUUGCGGCUGCUUUGCCCUUGGGGAUAGGAUGUGGUGAAAGGAUGGGGCUUCUCCCUCUUGAGGCUCACAAUGGCCAGAGAAGACUCCGUGAAGUGUUUGCGCUGCUUGCUCUACGCGCUCAACCUGCUCUUUUGGUUAAUGUCCAUCAGUGUGCUGGCAGUUUCUGCUUGGAUGAGGGAUUACCUGAAUAAUGUGCUGACUUUAACUGCAGAAACAAGGGUGGAGGAGGCAGUCAUCUUGACUUACUUCCCUGUGGUUCAUCCCGUCAUGAUUGCUGUUUGCUGUUUCCUUAUCAUUGUGGGAAUGUUGGGAUAUUGUGGAACAGUGAAAAGAAAUCUGUUGCUUCUUGCAUGGUACUUUGGAAGUUUACUUGUCAUUUUCUGUGUAGAACUGGCUUGUGGAGUUUGGACAUAUGAACAGGAACUGAUGGCUCCAGUACAAUGGUCAGAUAUGGUUACUUUGAAAGCCAGAAUGACCAAUUAUGGUUUACCUAGAUAUCGGUGGCUUACUCAUGCUUGGAAUUUUUUUCAGAGAGAGUUUAAGUGUUGUGGAGUGGUAUAUUUCACUGACUGGUUGGAAAUGACUGAGAUGGACUGGCCUCCGGAUUCCUGCUGUGUUAGGGAAUUCCCAGGAUGUUCCAAACAGGCCCACCAGGAAGAUCUCAGUGAUCUUUAUCAAGAGGGUUGUGGAAAGAAAAUGUAUUCCUUUUUGAGAGGAACCAAACAAUUACAAGUACUAAGGUUUCUGGGGAUCUCCAUUGGCGUGACACAAAUCCUGGCUAUGAUUCUCACCAUUACUCUGCUCUGGGCUCUGUAUUAUGAUAGAAGGGAACCUGGGACAGAACAAAUGAUGUCCCUGAAGAAUGAUACUUCUCAACACCUGUCAUGUCACUCAGUAGAACUGUUGAAACCAAGCCUUUCGAGGAUUUUUGAACACACAUCUAUGGCAAACAGCUUUAAUACACACUUUGAAAUGGAAGAAUUAUAAAGAAUGUCAAAGAAGGAACCACAAACUUGUUUUUAUGGGACUUGUGAAUUUUUGAGCACAUAUCUGUCUGUUUCAGAAAUUUAUUGGCAUAAAAUUACUGCCAUAAAAGAAUUCCUGGGCGUAUAAUUUUCUAGUCUUUAAAACAAAGAGGGAUAAGUUUCAUAUGUCACCACCCAGACAAUAAUUGAUGAUUUUUAUAAUGCUGAGAACAGAUAUAAUAUCCACUUUACAGCUUGCGUAAGAUUCUUCUGAGCAGUUAUGUUUUGAAGUGGUGUGGCUUGAUCAGCAUUUCUUCAUUCGUGUAAAUGGGUCACAUAUGUAAGAUUUGAGCUAUAGAAAAGAUUGAUUUACAUCUACCAACUAGUAUCUAAACUACCAAUCAACUGCUAACAUAGAAAGUUAAGACAGUACUAAUGACUUAAUACUUGGCAUAUAUUGUGUUGAGGGUGGCUAGAUUAUACACAAUUAUAUAAGAAAAACUUUCAAGUUUGGUUACUACCUAAAUGUGACUUUUGUUGAUUACUAAAAUAAUUCUUACUACUUCUGAGAGCAAACUAACACAUUGUCUUAAACUGAUCAGGGAUAUAUUUGUAUAUAAGUCUGUGCUAAGUCUGUAUAAUUCAGUAGAUUUCAGUUCUUUCAGUGUUAAGAAUAACAGUUGUGAAAAAGGAUAAAUUUUUCUGUGUAGCACCAUUAUUUUUAGGCUUUCUUGAUAAUAGAGAUUUUAAAUUCUGUCUUGGUCUGUAUUACAUCAUAACUGUUAAUUUAAAUACUUAACUACUAAAAUUACCAGUGUGAUAAAUAGGAAUCAUUAUAAUUCUCAAUGUAGUCUAGUCUCUAGGAAGUAUUAACAAGAAAAUUUACACAUAACUUCAGCAAAACUUGGAUGUCAUUUUUUCCCAAGGGAGGACUUUUUGAUAAUAAAUGCCUUUUAAAAGAGCUUGUAAUUGCCUUUUCCAAACAAGAAGCAACAGUGUCCAAGUCAAUAUAAUUCUACAGAGAAUAGUUUUCUUUUUCUCCAAAAAAAUGCUUGUGAGAAUCAUUAAAGUAAGUGACAAUUUAACUAGAGAUUAUCUUUGCUUUAUUUCACUGACUAAUAUACUGUGGUGAAUUACACAGAUUAUUGAAUUUUUUACAAAAGUAAAAUAUAUUUAUUUGAAAUGGGAAAAGUGCAUUUUACUGUAUUUUGUGUAUUAUGUUUAUUUCUCAGAUUAUGGAAAGGAAAUUGAAAUGAGUGUCAAUAAAUAUUUUCAUGAGA
Castor canadensis (American beaver) is the source of this 2558-nucleotide messenger RNA. RefSeq names its product tetraspanin 12 (gene Tspan12). The record is from RefSeq and is a predicted model, not a curated record. Gene Ontology annotation, cellular component: plasma membrane. Lineage: Eukaryota; Metazoa; Chordata; Mammalia; Rodentia; Castoridae.